Zootoca vivipara (common lizard) is the source of this 3143-nucleotide messenger RNA. RefSeq names its product ankyrin repeat domain 13C (gene ANKRD13C). Gene Ontology annotation, biological process: protein retention in ER lumen. Lineage: Eukaryota; Metazoa; Chordata; Lepidosauria; Squamata; Lacertidae. Gene Ontology annotation, molecular function: signaling receptor binding. The record is from RefSeq and is a predicted model, not a curated record. Gene Ontology annotation, cellular component: cytoplasm.
CAAGAUGGCGGCGCGGUCUAGCCGCUGAGAGGAGCGGCAGGUGGAAGACGGUUCGGAAGGAGCGCUAAGCCCCCUCGGCCUACGGGGAGUCCCUGGGCGGCGGGCGGCGAGUGUGUGUGGCGGCAAGGGGGGAUGCAGCCCGGAAGAGACCCCCCGCUGAGGCUCUGAGCUCGCCAAGCCCCCCGCAGCAGCGACUGCGGCGCCGCUUCUCCCCGCCGGGGCCCCCCAGCGCCCGGAGCCGCCGCUGGCGAUGACCGGAGAGAAGUUGCGCUCGCUGCGCAGGGACCACAAGCCCAGCAAGGAGGACGGGGACCUGCUGGCGCCCGGAGAAGAAGAGGCGGCAGCCGCGCCAGGCAGCGGCGGCGGGGGCGCCUUCACAGGGGGCCGGCCGGGGGCCGGCAAAAGCGGCCGCGCCGGGAGCCACCGCAUCUUCACCACCAACCACCACCGGCUGCCACUCAAGGGGGGAACCGGCGGGUCGGCCGCCGCCGAACUGGACAAGAGCCCGUCGGCGCAGUUCCCCGUGCACGAGUGCGUCUUCAAGGGGGACGUCAGGCGGCUGUCGGCUCUGAUCCGCACGCAGGGCAUCGGUCAGAAGGACAGCCACGGAAACACUCCUUUACAUCUUGCUGUGAUGCUGGGGCAUAAAGAAUGUGCCCACCUGCUUUUGGCCCACAAUGCUCCUGUGAAAGUGAAAAACGCUCAGGGAUGGAGUCCUCUCGCAGAAGCCAUCAGCUAUGGAGAUAGACAAAUGAUUACAGCACUACUAAGGAAACUGAAACAACAGUCUAGGGAAAGUGUUGAGGAAAAGCGACCUCGGUUAUUAAAAGCUCUGAAAGAGCUAGGUGACUUCUAUCUUGAACUUCACUGGGAUUUUCAAAGUUGGGUGCCUUUACUUUCCCGAAUCCUGCCUUCUGAUGCAUGUAAAAUAUACAAACAAGGUAUAAAUAUCAGGCUUGACACAACACUCAUAGAUUUUACUGACAUGAAGUGCCAACGAGGGGACUUGAGCUUCAUUUUCAAUGGUGACGCUGCACCCUCUGAAUCCUUUGUAGUUUUAGACAACGAACAAAAAGUUUACCAGCGAAUACACCACGAGGAAUCUGAGAUGGAAACAGAGGAGGAAGUUGACAUUUUGAUGAGCAGCGAUAUUUAUUCAGCAACAUUAUCAACCAAAUCAAUCACCUUCACACGUGCCCAAACAGGAUGGCUUUUUCGAGAAGAUAAAACAGAAAGGGUAGGAAACUUUUUGGCAGACUUCUACCUGGUUAAUGGACUUGUCUUAGAAUCAAGGAAAAGACGGGAACAUCUCAGUGAGGAAGAUAUUCUUCGAAACAAGGCUAUUAUGGAAAGCUUGAGUAAAGGUGGAAACUUGAUGGAACAAAAUUUUGAGCCUGUCAGGAGGCAGUCCCUUACUCCACCUCCACCAAACACAAUUACAUGGGAGGAGUACAUAUCUGCUGAAAAUGGAAAAGCACCUCAUUUGGGUAGGGAACUGGUCUGCAAAGAAAGCAAGAAAACAUUUAAAGCCACAAUAGCCAUGAGCCAAGAAUUUCCUCUAGGAAUUGAAUCGUUAUUGAAUGUUUUAGAAGUAAUUGCACCCUUCAAGCACUUUAACAAACUGCGGGAGUUUGUGCAGAUGAAACUACCACCAGGUUUUCCUGUAAAGUUAGAUAUACCUGUAUUUCCAACCAUCACAGCCACUGUGACUUUUCAGGAGUUUCGCUAUGAUGAGUUUGAUGAAUCAAUCUUCACAAUUCCUGAUGACUACAAGGAGGACCCUAGCCGCUUUCCUGAUCUCUAACUUAACUGGAAAGUUGGGAGUAAAUAAAAAGAAGAAAAUACCAGCAUGUCACAGGGAGACGGGGAGAGAGAGGAUGCAGAUAGCCCACAGACAUCUGUCUAAAAGUGGGUGAAGUACGAAGGGACAGAACUCGCUAAAAUGAAUCCAGAAAGGGAACACACCGUGAAUCUCAAUCAGUUGUACCAUAUAGCAAGCAUCCAUCUAGUGUCUAAACGAAAGCUGGUCUCCUGCUGUGUCACAUGCAUUUAUACAUCCAGACCUGCAAGCAUGAUAGCCUGGCACCUCAGUAAGUUCCCCCUGCCCCCCCCAAAAAAACUUACAUAACAGCUAUAAGGACUGUAAUUUGUUCUUCUUUUUUUUUUUUACGUUUUUCGGUAAUAAAAGCACUCUUGGACCAUUAGCAUAAAGAACUAAAAUGUCUUACCUGGCUAUUAGCCCUUUAAAAUACCCAUCUUACUUAAGCUGCUCUUAUAACCUUCCUUCAAGCAUUGUUUUCAUAUAUUGUAAAUUCUGUAAUAUUUGUCAGUAAAUUGAGCAUAUAGUAGAAGGAAUUGCUUUUCUGCAGACGAAUGAACCAAAUGGUAAGCAUUUAAACAGUUGCAUUCAUUUACUGCAAUACGUUUCAGAAUUAGAGCCUUCACUCUGCAGGGAAUAAGGUACCUCGUUUAGCACCUUAGUGCAAUUCAUUGUGGUGCUAUUCAUAUUCUCUCCCCCCCCCCAGCAACCUAUCAUUUCUCCAGUGAAAGUUGUUACUAAUAUAUAAAUCUGCAGAUAUCCCAUCUGCCUACCCCACCCAAGCUGGUCAGAAAUGUCCUUGCUGUGUUGGUUGAAGAGCAUGCUUGGAGAUUAUUAAACACCCCGCAGGUUGAAUCACUGACAUUCUUUUGGGUUCCUCAGAGUCAUAAAAGCUGCCCAUCAAACCUACUAAACUUGUAUUUGUUAUCCAGUAGUAUUUGGGAAUAUACUGAAUAUAUUACUACAAUAAUCUUGGUUUAUGCUUUCAUAAACCUAGAUGUGAAUAGGGAUUGCAAUAGAUUGGGCGGCGGCGGGGGGGGGGGGUUCAAAAAUGAAAGUACAAGAAUAAUUAAGGUAUUUCCAGCACGGGUAGCUACAGAAAGAAGAAUGUUCAUUUUUAUUCAGAAGGGUUUGUUUUGUUUUUUUAAAAAAAAUUAGAAUCUUCAUAUGGUUCCACUGUAUGAAACUUGAAGAUAAACUAGCCUUUUUGGUCUACUGGAAAGAAUGUGUCCAGAAUUGUCAGUACUAUGUUCAUUUGUAUUCCAAAGCUUAUUAGCUUCCAGUGAUGUGUAAAUGUACAGAAAUGUAAAUAUUUUCAAAGGUA